GUGUCAUUGUCUGUGUGUAUUUCCAUACUAGAAUCGGAUACGUCGGCUUUUGUUUCUUUUGUUAUUGCCCCGCCCUCCAAGGGAAGCGUGGCUACUUAUUUAUGCAACGCUCUGACCGGCUCUGAUAUCAAAAUUCAGUGAAGAUGGACGCCGCAAAGAAUAUCGCAGACGAGCUGAACCGUGGCCGUUACACCGAAAAUGUUUUGAAGUACUUCUUCGAAAAGCCGGAUGAUUAUGAACAAGCGCUCACUGAUUCUGAAGACGAUCUGAGCGACGAUCAAAGCAGCAUAAUAAGACUGAAUAAUAUCCCUAAUCUGCAACUGAGCGAAGAUGAAGACGAGGAAGAAUGUAUCGGACUGGCGUCAGAUGAGUUGGACCGUAAGAUAUCAGAGGCUAUAUAGAUAGUAACAUUUGAUGGGGAUAAAGACAGAGAAAUGGUGAAAAUCCGUAACUUUGACUGUAAAUGCUGCACGAGGAGAAAAGAGAACUCUCUGCAUGGGAGACAGUCAUGUAGCCAGAAGCUUUCUCCAGAUAUUAUGUACAACAUACGGCUGGAUUCUUUAGCUGCGGAAAAAGAGUGGCAGGACAUGCAAAUUAUUGGACAUUUAGAGGCAAACAGACGCACAGUGCAAACUUCGGAGAUGGUUACAUCCACAAAGAAGACCCCGACAAAGAGAAAGUGUGCCCGAACGACUUAUUUCAUUGGAGGCAACAAGAUCUGCAAGAAUACUUUUCUGUUUCUUAUGGGCAUUGGCAAAGACACCCUGGCUGAUAUAGUCAAACACUAUGAGGAGAAUGGCGCAAGACCACGUUUGAGGAAGAAGCACUCACUGCCACGUCCGCCAGCUAGGUUCAUCAGGCCUGAGGAUAUCAACAGAGUUGUGGACUUCAUAAAAAACUAUGCAGAAGACAAUGCCAUCAUGCUGCCUGGCCGACAGCCUGGGCAUAAGGAUUGGCAUGUGAAGUUGCUGCCAACUCAUGUGUCCAAGGCCUCAGUGUGGCGUCUCUACGUGAAGUCUGCUAAGGAGCUUUGUGAGCGUGCAGUUUGUAAAACCAGCUUCAAAGCGCUGAGACCGACUUCUCCCACUCAUCAAAAGUUGCCGGCCAUGCACAGAUCUCUGCUGGCAGUGCCAAAGCAAUAACGAGCAGCUGAUACGAAGUGCAAACCUCCCAGGUGACAGAAAGUCUGAAGCAGUAAAGAAGCAACAAGAUCAUCUUUCCCUUGUGCAGAAAGAGAGGGCUGUGUACAACGACAUGACUGCUGCCUGCAGAAAGAUUUGCUCUGGCUCUAACCUGUCUUUUGGACCGUCCCUACCAGCAAGCAAGAAGAUUAGGAUGCAUUACAGUUUUGAUUUUGCUCAGCAGGUAAUACUUCACACACAUUUACUUUACUUUAUUAAUGUCCCUUAAAGGGCGAUUUGGUGCAUGAGAAUAAGCAGCCUGAUAAUAGCGCAAAUGCAGAAUAGCAUCAAUAUAGUAAUUUUUAUCUUUAUUAGACAGUUAUGAAUAUACACAAAUUUUAUUUAAUCUAAUCCAAGUUCCCU
Messenger RNA from Megalobrama amblycephala (Wuchang bream), 1544 nucleotides. RefSeq lists its product as uncharacterized. The coding region runs from base 435 to 1142 and encodes 235 amino acids. Lineage: Eukaryota; Metazoa; Chordata; Actinopteri; Cypriniformes; Xenocyprididae. The record is from RefSeq and is a predicted model, not a curated record. The transcript has 3 exons.